Molecule: messenger RNA, 2506 nt
Organism: Terrapene triunguis (Three-toed box turtle)
Lineage: Eukaryota; Metazoa; Chordata; Testudines; Emydidae
Gene: VIPR2
Product: vasoactive intestinal peptide receptor 2
Exons: 13
Coding region: 168-1487 (439 amino acids)
Biological process (GO): adenylate cyclase-modulating G protein-coupled receptor signaling pathway; cell surface receptor signaling pathway
Cellular component (GO): plasma membrane
Molecular function (GO): peptide hormone binding; G protein-coupled peptide receptor activity; vasoactive intestinal polypeptide receptor activity
Source: RefSeq, a predicted model, not a curated record
GUUGGCCGCGCAGGAGCAGCCGGACGGGACCCGGGGAGUGACUGGCUGAGAGGCAGCAGCCGGGGCAGGUGCCGGCUGCCCACGUGUGCGGGCGGCUCUCCCGCGGACCCUAUGUGUGUGGCCCGGGAGCGCUCUCCCGCUGUGCUGCUUCGCCGGGCGCCCUCGGGAUGCGGAAUCUGCUGCUCCUUCUCUUCGCCGCCUGCUGCAGCGUGGGGCCGGUGAAUGGCAUCCACCCAGAAUGCAGAUUUCAGCUGGAGAUUCAUGAGGAGGAAAUAAGAUGUAUGGAACUUCUAAACAGUGGCAAAACAGUGGCGUUUAAAGGAUGCGUUGGAGUUUGGGAUAACAUUACUUGCUGGCGCCCUGCUGAAAUUGGAGAGACUGUCAGUGUCCCUUGUCCAAAAGUAUUUAGCCACCUUUUCAGCAAACCAGGAAAUAUUAGCAAAAAUUGUACAAGUGACGGAUGGUCAGAGAUAUUUCCAGAUUACAUAAGCGCUUGUGGUUAUCAUGACAAUGGUGAUGAUAGUAAGAUUAAUUUCUACGUACUAGUGAGGGCAAUCUACACCCUUGGACAUAGUGCGUCUCUGAUUGCUCUAACGACAGGAAGUAUAAUUCUUUGCCUUUUCAGAAAACUUCACUGCACGCGGAACUACAUCCAUCUGAACUUGUUCCUCUCUUUCAUUCUAAGAGCAAUCUCUGUUUUAGUCAAGGAUGAUAUUCUUUAUUCCAAUUCCAACACAGCUCACUGUUCAGAGGAUCAGUCGUCAUGGGUUGGCUGCAAGGCUAGUUUGGUAUUUUUCCAAUAUUGUGUUAUGGCAAACUUUUACUGGCUCUUAGUUGAAGGACUUUACCUCCACAUCCUCCUUGUGGUAAUAUUCUCUCCUAACAGACAUUUCACAGCCUAUCUUCUGAUUGGCUGGGGAAUUCCUACAGUAUUCAUCAUCUUGUGGACAGUGACAAGGAUCUUUUUAGAGGACACUGGUUGCUGGGAUACAAAUGAUCACAGUGGUCCUUGGUGGGUUAUACGAUUACCAAUUUUAAUUUCUAUUAUAGUGAAUUUUAUACUUUUCAUUAGUAUUAUAAGAAUUUUACUGCAAAAGUUAAGAUCGCCCGAUGUCGGAGGCAAUGAUCAGUCACAAUACAAGAGACUUGCAAAAUCAACAUUGCUGCUUAUUCCGUUAUUUGGAGUUCACUACAUGGUGUUUGCUGUAUUUCCUAUACGCAUUUCCAGUCACUAUCAGAUAAUUUUUGAGUUAUGUUUGGGAUCUUUUCAGGGGCUGGUUGUUGCAGUCCUGUACUGCUUUUUGAACAGUGAAGUCCAAGGUGAGUUGAAAAGGAAAUGGCGGAGUUUGUGUUUGAGCCAGACAGUGGGCCGCGACUACAGACUCCAUAGCUGUUCUGUUUCUCGAAAUGGCUCAGAAAGUGUCUCCCAGCUCCAUCGGAAUUCAGAGGCGCAGUCUUCUAUGCAGACGGAGACCACAGUGAUAUAAACCAUGUAGCUCAAACUAAAGACUAUGGGACAUAUCACUAUAUGGAGCUCCAUGUAAUAUUUUCUAAAAUGAACCAUUUAUGCUUUGCUUUUCUACAUAUUGACGUCUGGAGAAUGGCCUGGUGCAGUAAAUCAGGUAACAGAUGGGCAGGCAGCUUUGCAGACAUUUUGGCUUAGCUCUCCAAAGGCAUUUAGCUGCCUAACCCCCAUUGAUUUGAAAGCAGUAGUAGUUAGGCCCGAAAUACCUUUGGAGAUCUGAGCCUUUGUGAUUUUAUUUAGUCCUAUUCACAUUACAUUCUGAUGUUCUCCUGUCAUUUGUACUAGAAGUAACUAUUCUAAAUAUAAUUUAUUUUAAUGCUCUAUUUCUAUUUAUAUAUCUCUCUAAUAUGUAAUGUAUGCUGAAUCCCACUCAAUGUAUGUUGUUUUGGUCCAUGUUUAAGGAAGUAGGGUGGGAGGUGAGAGAGAAUAUCGUAUAUACCAUCUAUACUUAAUAGAAUGUUUCUUUCACACAGACGCUAGACCCUACUAUAGCAAACAAAAUUGAAAUAGAGAUAUUUAGGGCCAUAUGUUUGUUCUUGAUCCCCAUAUGGAAAUCCAGUUGAUGGCGGUGGGAAUUUAGCAUACAGAUGAAGGGCAUUAUGAGUCCAUAUUUUGCACAGAAGAAAAUGUUAGUCCUUCUUAGCUCCUUACAUAAAUCCUAUUUCAAUUCAGAGCUACCUCACUGCAAUAUUUGAUCCUAAGGGCUUGAUCCUGCUUUCCUGCACGAGUGCCCACUUCUACAUAUCUUAAUGCAGAAUGUGGGGCUAGCCCUGCAGUCCUUACAGGAAAGCCCAUUGCACAGUAGUGGUCAUCAUUAAACAGUCAGCAUUUGCCAAUAGUGGUAUCUGAGAUUACUAGAGUUUUACCCCAUACUAAAAAUCAAAGAUAUCUCUGGUAACUGUGUGGUAACAUUUGGCAAAUGUUAAUGUUUUUAAUGACUUUUACUCCAUCUGAUUUUUUUCUACCUAGCUGACAGUCAGG